Symbiodinium sp. CCMP2456 is the source of this 570-nucleotide messenger RNA. The record is from the annotation of a GenBank genome assembly. NCBI's taxonomy places the organism in Eukaryota, Dinophyceae, Suessiales, Symbiodiniaceae.
AUGAGUACACGUCUUCAAGAAAUGCAGCGGCAGAAGGCUCAAAGAGCACAAGACGCAGAAGGCAGCGAAGAAACCCUGAAGCAGCGAUACCCCAGGAGAUGGUACGACAGCAUCAUGCCUUUCCAGCCUCCAUGGGAUAGCCGCCCGACAGUUGGGGAGGUACGUCAACGCCUGGAGGAUCAAACAAACAAUGCUGCUUGGCGCAUCGAGCGCAAGGCCAGGACGACAGACCACAAUUCGGUGAAAGCCGGCACGAUAGUGUUCUGGCUAGUUGUGCUUGUGUUAGCAGCAGCUCCAAUCCUGGCACGUGCCACGAGCGAUGGACCAAUCGCUCCCAUGUGCUUCGAAUCCGAAAGUUCCGAAUGUGAAGUGGUGCCAUACCCCCGGAUUGCUGUCUACUGUGCGCUCGCGAUUGUGGUGCUCUUCAAAGCCUGCAGUGCGGACAUGACCUGUGGUCCUUGGGGAGCCAUGCCCCCUAUGUUCACACCGGCAUUUGGACGAACUUCAUCAUUGGACUUCGUCCAGCAGGAGAUUUUGCUAGUCGAAAUUGGUUUUCGCAAGAGUGUGUAG